GCCACUGGCUGUAGUAUUCCUCUUUAAAAACCCUGUCUGAAAAUGUCAUGUCCCAACAAUGUGACUCCUAACUCGUUUUUGAUGGACUCGUUGGCCGGUAGCUGCAGAGGAGACAAUUAUUCCACCAGCCCAGGGAUGUAUCUGCAGACUGGGAGCGAAUUCAGCUGUGGGAUGAUGAGAAACUGUGGAAUUGUCCCGUCUCUUUCCAAAAGGGACGAUGUGAAUAACCCUGGCUUGUCUCUCAACACCUACCCAUCUUACCUUUCUCAACUGGACAAUUGGUGUGACCCUAAAAAUACUUACAGGAUUGAACAACCUGUUGCAAGGCAGCUCUCCUCUUGCUCUUUCCCUACCAAUGUCAAGGAGGAAAAUGUGUGUUGUAUGUACAACACUGAUAAAAGAGCGAAAAAUGCCACCGAGGCUGCCCUCUACCCAAACCAGAUGCCAGAGACUCGCCCAAGUGACCAUGAAGUUCCUGUCCCCAGUUACUACCGAGCCACUCAAGGUUACCCAAUGGACAAGACCCCCAGCUGUCACAGCACAGGCGACUUUGAGACAAGUUUUGAGAAUAGGACGAGUGUUAACGCCAGAAGUGACAUCUUGGAGCAACAACAAGCUGUUGGAAAGGGAGGGUUCCCCGAAAAUACCAAGACAGAUAACCAGACCCUGGCCACCAACCUUAGCACCAGCUCCAGCUCUUCCAGUGAUAUAAAGACAGAGAAAAGUCUCCCAGCUCCCAAGCUGCCACCCUCAGAAGGGGACAAGGAGCUCAGCAAGAACACAGACACCAGCACCGACAAUUCUGACACCGAAGCAAAAGAGGAUAUAAAGGCAGAAAACGCUGCAGGAAAUUGGCUGACAGCUAAGAGCGGAAGAAAGAAAAGGUGUCCUUAUACUAAGCACCAGACGCUGGAACUGGAAAAGGAGUUCUUGUUUAAUAUGUACUUGACCCGCGAGCGCCGCCUAGAGAUUAGUAAGAGUAUCAACUUAACAGACAGACAAGUGAAAAUCUGGUUUCAGAACCGCAGGAUGAAAUUAAAGAAGAUGAACAGGGAGAACCGAAUUCGGGAACUGACUUCCAAUUUUAAUUUUACUUGAGCUUCAACAAAAAAAAAAGGGUAAUAAGAAAGAAAAAAACAAAAAAAAAACAAAGACCCCAAGACAGAAAUGGCAACUCCCCUACCCCACCCUAAAAAGAAAUUCCUAACAAAAAAAAAAUCCAAUCGAAUUGUACGUUUUCUAAGUUGUUAUUGAAAAGCAUAUAAAAACAACUUGUAAGUAUUACCGUUAAGUAGCCCUCCUGUUAUUUUGGCUAUUUCCAGGCUGUAGAUAAACAUCGAUAUAAAGCAUGAUCAUAUAUUGCAUCCCCUGUUCCUAUGUACAAAGCCAGCUCCUGAAAAGGCAUUUUAAGUUAUUUACUUCCAGCACAAACUGAGAGACAUUUUUUUUUUUUUAUAACUUUUCUUUUGGCAAAUUACCUUAUAGCGGAUGCCCAAAAAAAAAAAUUGCGUUUUAAAGUUUGCUCCAUCGGUGUAACCUGUAUAUUGUAUGGCGAAGCAGAAUGACAAACUGAUUUUAAAUGUUUGCAAAUGAGCUGCUGAAGUGAGGUUUUGGACAUUACAUAUAUAUAAAUAUAUAUAUAAAAAUACACUUAAAUAUAAUAUCUUGUGCAGUUCCAUUAACUGGGCGACUGCAUAUUUAAGUAAGGGAGGGGGGGAGAAUAGUAUUGCUACUCCUUUAAAAAAAAAA
Molecule: messenger RNA, 1749 nt
Organism: Xenopus laevis (African clawed frog)
Lineage: Eukaryota; Metazoa; Chordata; Amphibia; Anura; Pipidae
Gene: hoxc10.L
Product: homeobox C10 L homeolog
Biological process (GO): regulation of transcription by RNA polymerase II; regulation of DNA-templated transcription
Cellular component (GO): nucleus
Molecular function (GO): DNA-binding transcription factor activity, RNA polymerase II-specific; RNA polymerase II cis-regulatory region sequence-specific DNA binding; DNA binding
Source: RefSeq, marked provisional